Messenger RNA from Exophiala oligosperma, 642 nucleotides. RefSeq lists its product as uncharacterized. Bases 1 to 642 code for a protein of 213 amino acids. NCBI's taxonomy places the organism in Eukaryota, Fungi, Ascomycota, Eurotiomycetes, Chaetothyriales, Herpotrichiellaceae. The transcript has a single exon. The record is from RefSeq and is a predicted model, not a curated record. Gene Ontology annotation, molecular function: catalytic activity.
AUGCAAGUGGAUGAUCAACAGGAGAAUCAGAUAUCCUCGGAAUCUCAGGACAGUAUGCCUCAGCUUUCACUUCCUCCCAAUCUGAAGUUCGGACCUUUUCCCAUUGCGUCCCAGGUGUUUCACCUGUCAAGAAGUCGAUUGUCAUUCGGAUUGGUCAACUUGAAACCCAUUCUUCCCGGGCAUGUCUUGAUCUGUCCAGUGCGGGUAGUUCCAAGAAUAUCACAACUCAGUGCUGCAGAGACCUCCGACCUAUUCAACACUGUACGGAUAGUUUCGCGAACCUUGGAACGAGUCUACUCUGCCAGUGCGCUCAAUGUGGCCAUUCAAGAUGGUGUAGAUGCCGGCCAAUCAGUACCACACGUACAUGUUCACAUCAUCCCAAGACAGAAAGGGGAUUAUGACCACCGUGGAGGGGGCGAUGAGAUUUAUGAAUCGAUGGACGGUGAAGAGGGAAAUGUUGGAAAGGCCUUUCUCGAGAUGCAAAGCCAGAGGAGUCACCGUAUGAAUCACAGAAAGGAGUUUUCAGCUGGACCCGACAGUGACAGAAAGCCAAGGAGUGCAGAUGUCAUGCAGAAAGAGGCAGAGUGGUUGAGGAGUGAGAUGGAGAAGGACCGGACAGCAGAUGACGAUGAAGAAGGCUGA